Messenger RNA from Danio aesculapii, 927 nucleotides. RefSeq names its product haptoglobin (gene hp). The record is from RefSeq and is a predicted model, not a curated record. Gene Ontology annotation, biological process: proteolysis. The transcript has 4 exons. NCBI's taxonomy places the organism in Eukaryota, Metazoa, Chordata, Actinopteri, Cypriniformes, Danionidae. Bases 1 to 927 code for a protein of 308 amino acids. Gene Ontology annotation, molecular function: serine-type endopeptidase activity.
AUGAGGUGGCUAUCCAUGGCUGUGCUUCUCUUGGGCACUUUUUCUUUCCUGACAGAUGCGUCUUCUGCUUUGGAAAGAGUUGAAGAACAUGUUUUGGCUCCACGCUCUAGGAGGAUGGUGGGAGGAUCACUGACUGCUUCUGUCCCCUGGCAGGCAAUGGUCUACCUCAGUGAAAACAUACUGGAUGGAGGUUUUGCUGGGGGGGCCCUGAUAGCAGAGCGUUGGGUACUGACGGCUGGCCGUAAUCUGUUUGUAGGAAAGAGUAAAAUUCAGACAAGAGGACAAGAACCACUUAUCCCAAAAGUCUAUCUUGGAAUCAGCAAACGUGCUGAUGCUACAGCCUCUACUGAAGUAGCAGUGGAGAAGGUGUUUUUGCAUCCAGGCUUCCAGAACACAUCCGAUUGGGACAAUGACCUUGCUCUGGUCAAACUAAAGGAGCCAGUCAAGUUUAGUGAGACUGUAAUGCCCAUCCCUCUUCCUGAGACUGGAGAUAACCUGGAAGAGAGAGAUGGAGAGAGAGGCAUCAUUGCUGGCUGGGGAUGGGGGAGACUUUUAACCCCAGCUCCAGUGCUGAAGUACCUUUCUUUGCCUGUCAAGUCCUGCAAGGGUAACUACCAGGCAAGGGUUCUUGAAAGUUCACCAAAUAUAGACAACAAACAAUUCUGCACAGGACCCGGCAGGUAUAUGGAAAAUGUGUGCUUUGGUGAUGCAGGAGGAGCAAUUGCAUUUCUGAACACCAAAACAAAUACAGUUUAUGCUGCAGGCAUCCUGUCUUUUGACAAGGCCUGUUCUGUAGAAGAGCAUGCUGUCUACACAAAGAUUUUUGCCUAUCUGCCUUGGAUUCAUAGUGUCAUGAAAGGAGAUUCGCAAGAUUUUGCUGCACAACGUACUUCAGCUAUAAGAAACAUGUUUUCACAACAAUGGUAG